UUCACCAGCAACGGACUGUACUACACUCAAAUUUCUGCAGAAAAGGAAAAACGCAAAAUUUUCCUCUUUCCCAAAUUUUUUUCCCUCUUUUAUUUUAUUUUAUUUUUCCUUUUUUUUUUUUUUUCAAACCCUAAAUCCUUCACUAACUCCUCUAAUGGCGAUCGCAUCUCCGUCCGCUCCGAGCUUCUCCGCCUCCUUCUGCUGCACUCGGAGCGAGUCACUGCCACCGGGCUUCACUCGCUUCCCCUCCAUUGCUCCGCCGCACGCCCAGCGGAGCCGAGCUCACCAUCCCCAAAACCGCCGACUCGCCAUCUCGUCGCGGUUCUACUCGUCGACGCCUUCCGGCGCCGGUGGCUCCGUCUCGCCGGACAACGGCGGCGAUCUCCAGUACGAGCUGUUUUAUGGAUUCUCACCACAGCGUCCGAGGAGGGGAUCGCCGGUGUUCGUCACGCUCCCGGUGGACGCCGUGGGCCCUGCCGGCCAGGUCCGGCGGCGUAAGGCGAUGGCGCAGUCGUUCCGUGCGCUGGCGGCCGCCGGAGUUGAGGGCGUGGUCAUGGAGGUCUGGUGGGGUUUGGUGGAGAGGGAUCGGCCUAGGGUUUACAAUUGGCAAGGCUAUCUGGAGAUUAUCGCGCUCGCGCGAAGGUGUGGGCUGAAGGUUCGAGCGGUCAUGGCGUUUCAUCAAUGCGGCACUGGACCCGGGGACCCUCAUUGGAUUCCUCUUCCGCUGUGGGUACUUGAAGAGAUUGAUAAAGAUCCAGAUUUAGCUUUUUCUGAUAGAUUUGGUCGAAGGAAUGUGGAAUACAUUUCUCUUGGAUGUGAUAUGCUCCCGGUUUUAUGUGGCCGUUCUCCAAUUCAAGCUUAUACAGAUUUUAUGAGGAACUUCAGAGAUGCUUUUAGACCCUUUUUUGGUGCUAUUAUUACAGGAAUUCAGGUUGGGAUGGGUCCUGCAGGUGAAUUAAGGUAUCCCUCAUGUCCUUCCCAUAAGCUCACAUGGGCUUGGCGCUCUCGUGAACUUGGAGAGUUUCAGUGCUAUGAUAAGUAUAUGCUUGCGUCUCUCAAUGCUUGUGCAAGGGAGAUUGGGAUGAGAGAAUGGGGAGACGGGGGACCUGUUGGAACUGGCAAUUUGAUGCAUGACCCUGAGCAUUCAGACUUCUUCAGAAGUGAUAAGGGAUCUUGGAACACUCCGUACGGAAAUUUUUUUCUUGAAUGGUACUCAGGAAUGCUGCUGCAGCAUGGAGAAAGGAUAUGUAGGGUAGCUGGGACAAUUUUCCGGGGUACAGAAGUUAAUAUGUCGGCUAAAGUGGCUGGCAUCCACUGGCAUUAUGGCACAGAGUCUCAUCCAUCAGAGUUGACUGCUGGCUACUACAAUACUUCGAUGAGGGAUGGAUACCUACCAAUUGUUCGCAUAUUUGGUAGGUACGGUUUCACUUUAUGCUGCUCAUGUUUUGAAAUGCAAGAUAGAGAAGAGAAACAGAUGAAUUCCGUCAGUAGCCCGGAGGGCUUUCUUAAGCAGCUGCUAUUGGCAGCUAGGGUGUGUGACGUACCCCUUGAAGGCGAAAACUCUGCUGCAAAUUUGGACGAUCCCUCGUUCCGACAGGUUGUGAAGAUGUCGAGGUUUUACUCAGAUGGUCUAGAAAAGCCCUCCUUCUCAUUCAACUUUGUGAGGAUGGACAAAAACAUGUUUGAAUAUCAAAAUUGGGUUCGUUUUACUCGGUUCGUGAGGCAAAUGUCAAAUGCCAACAUAUUUCGAGCCAAGCUAAGUUUCGGGGGUGAUAUACAACAGUUUCUAACAUCCAGAUCGGACCCAAAAUUGGGAAUUGCUUUUGCUUAUUGCUAGAAAAGUUGCGUCCCAUUUACAUCACCAAAGCAAAUGCUAUCUUCUCACAGCAGCAUUUGAUGUGAAUAUGCACACAUACAGACUACCUCUGAUCUACUGCUGUGAGUUGUGUAGUAAUGCCUCAUUUUUUCCCUAAUGGAUAUCCAUGGCAUUGAUCUUAUUAUUAUUAUUAUUAUUAUUAUUAUUAUUUUAUCGGAAUGUAUUAUAAUAUUUCGCCUUCCUACUAUUUUGAAAAUGGUUGGCUUGUUAUCUACUGGUAUAUCUUCUAUAUUUUUUUGAAGAUUGAUUAACAGUAGAGUCUACUUUUAAUCCUCUUGCC
Molecule: messenger RNA, 2156 nt
Organism: Morus notabilis
Lineage: Eukaryota; Viridiplantae; Streptophyta; Magnoliopsida; Rosales; Moraceae
Product: beta-amylase 1, chloroplastic
Exons: 4
Coding region: 155-1837 (560 amino acids)
Biological process (GO): polysaccharide catabolic process
Molecular function (GO): beta-amylase activity
Source: RefSeq, a predicted model, not a curated record